AUGGAAAUCAAGGACUCGAGGAAACUGAAGUGGCCUCCCAGAUUGCGGUCUCCCCCCGAUACUCGUGACAAGAGUAAGUACUGUGAUUUCCAUAGAGAUCAGGGACAUACAACGGAAGACUGUUUGGCCUCAAAGCGGGAAAUUGAAGCUCUUAUAAAAAGGGGAUUUUUGGGCUCUUACACUAGCAAUGACAAGCACCCGAUGAAUAAUCAGAACAGAGACAAAGGCCCAAAGGGUCGGGGAAACAAGCAACCAACUGCAGAGGACAUCACUUUUGGAACGGAGGACUUGGAAGGCAUAGCAUUCCCUCAUGAUGAUCCUCUAGUCAUAUUGGCCAUCAUCGCCAACUUUGAAGUCAAGAGAGUUAUGGUAGAUAAUGGAAGUGCAGCAAACAGUAGCUCAAGCCAGUCAAAACACCGCUCUAAGGAUUUGGAGGUGGGGUCAUCACCCCGUAAG
Molecule: messenger RNA, 456 nt
Organism: Olea europaea var. sylvestris
Lineage: Eukaryota; Viridiplantae; Streptophyta; Magnoliopsida; Lamiales; Oleaceae
Exons: 3
Source: RefSeq, a predicted model, not a curated record